UGUAAGAAGAAUAAGGAUUGUAUCUUCGUUGGACAUGGAAAUAGAUAAUAAUUCUACCAAUGCAGAGUUGUCUAAUCAGAAGAAUGGAGAUAUAUUGGAAAAGAUUGCUAUAUUGAAGAUAUAUGUUUCUAUGCUGGAAACCACGAUUAAAGCUUUGAAAUUCGGACGAUCGCAAUUAGCAAAUAUACAAUCAAAACUGUCGAGUAACGGAGCCAUGAUGUCAGAUGUGCAAUCGCGCCGGAAUUGGAGCACGGAAUUGUGCCGCGAUAUUUCCCAGUUCACGGGAAUGCCGUGUAUAAAAAUCGAGCAGAAUUCGAAAUUUGUCUUUGAAAUGUCUAACUCCAAGGAUAUUGCAAAAAAAGGUCUGUACGCGAUAGAGAUAUUGAUAGACGACGAUGGCCACGGAAAAUUAGGAAAAUGUGUACUGCCUAACUUUAUCGAUGUACGUAACAUGUUAUCGCAAUAUCGUAUUGACAAUUUGAAUAAUGUAAAGCACUUUUUGAAGAGCUGUAAGCACCAUAUCGAUUGCUACUUUUCCCGUCUAAAACAGGCCGACGAAGUGAAGAAAUUAUUUUUAGAAGCUGAACAUGCUUAUAUAUGUUACAAUUCUGAUGUUAGUUUAAUCGAGUUAACAAUGUUGGGAAUAAGAGAUAUAAACAUCACAAAAUUGUAUGACAUUAUACUUUAUUUGCACUAUAAUCUUGAUGAAACGAGGCCUUACAAAUUGUCCACGACUGUAGAUGAAAGCGAAAUAGCGUCGCCGACUUUAAUUAGAAGAUUUAAUAAGUAUUUCGAACCUUUCCUGAAGAUGGAUUUGACUUCGGCGUUGCUGCAGCUUAGUGAAUUCCAAAACGAAUUUGCAUGGGACAUAUUUGUGGAGCAGGAUGACGAAGAUGACAUAGAAAUCUACGAUGAUGAUUCGGUUAACGAGAAUACGGGAAUUAUGAUACAAUAUCUUUAUCGAGGCGAUAAUUUGACGAGGAGUAAUGGAAAUGAGGCUCAAAACGAUAGCAUGGAAAAUGGAAAUGAGGAGCUAGCUUCGGAUGAAAAGGAAAUGGAAACAUAA
Temnothorax curvispinosus is the source of this 1066-nucleotide messenger RNA. RefSeq lists its product as uncharacterized. Lineage: Eukaryota; Metazoa; Arthropoda; Insecta; Hymenoptera; Formicidae. The coding region runs from base 35 to 1066 and encodes 343 amino acids. The transcript has 3 exons. The record is from RefSeq and is a predicted model, not a curated record.